Schizophyllum commune H4-8 is the source of this 2094-nucleotide messenger RNA. Its product is annotated as DNase I-like protein. NCBI's taxonomy places the organism in Eukaryota, Fungi, Basidiomycota, Agaricomycetes, Agaricales, Schizophyllaceae. The transcript is spliced from 6 exons. Gene Ontology annotation, biological process: base-excision repair. The coding region runs from base 1 to 2094 and encodes 697 amino acids. Gene Ontology annotation, molecular function: double-stranded DNA 3'-5' DNA exonuclease activity; zinc ion binding; DNA-(apurinic or apyrimidinic site) endonuclease activity. The record is from RefSeq and is a predicted model, not a curated record. Gene Ontology annotation, cellular component: nucleus.
AUGAAGAUCAUGACAUGGAAUAUCAAUGGGAUACGAACUAUACCCCAAUACCACCCUUGGAAUGGCCUGAAGUCGCACAAGGACAUUCUUGACAAGCUGGAUGCGGACAUCAUAUGCUUUCAGGAAAUGAAGUCGUCGCGUCAGAACCUGCCGAAGGACGUCGCCGUCCCCCCAGGUUACACCUCGUUCUUCUCCUUCCCUACCAAGAAGGCUGGAUACUCUGGCGUCGCUAUCUACGUCAAAGACCAGUAUACCCCUUUCAAGGUCGAAGACCACCUCUGUGGCCUCGCGAACGCCACCGCGUCGGACGCCGAUCGCAUCUCCCCCGCACUCUCCUCAUACCCCAUGCAUCGGUUCGCGGACCUAGACGACGACGAAGACGACCCCAUCGACUUCAAGUCCCUCGACGCGGAGGGCCGGACGCUGGUCGCCGACUUCGGGCUCUUCGUCCUCAUCAACGUGUACUGCCCGAACGACGGCUCGGAGGCGCAGGAGCGCAUGAAAUACAAGAUGGACUUCCACCGGAUGCUGAGCGUGCGCGUGCGCGGGCUGAUCGACGAGGGGCGGGAGGUCAUCGUCGUCGGUGACCUGAACGCGGUGUCGGACGUGGGGGACCACUGCGAGGGCGCGCUGACGGUGCGGAAGAUCAUCGACGAGGCCAGGAAGGAGGGGCAGGAGGUGGGGGAGAAGGAGGCGGAGGAGAUGUUCUAUGACACGAUGCCGGCGAGGAGGUGGUUGAGGGACUCGUUGGUUGAGCAUGGGGGACCGCUGGUGGAUGUGUGCAAGCGGUUCUGGCCGGAGAGGAAGGGGAUGUAUACUUGCUGGAACACUAAGAUAUCCGCUCGUGCAUCCAACUAUGGCGCGCGCAUAGACUUCAUUCUCGUCACGCCGUACCUCCUCCCCUUAAUCAAACACGCCGACAUCCAGCCCGACGUCAAGGGUAGCGACCACUGUCCUGUUAUUGUUGAAUUCCACGACGAGGUGGACGUGAAUGCUAUACCCUCCUCCGUCAAGGCGAACCUCAGUUUACCAACGGGAGCGACGCGGGUAUCCCUUCAGGCUCUCAUGCCGCCACCUGCGUCUGCACCCCGCCUUGCGGCGAAGAAUUGGGACGAAUAUAGCGGGAAGCAGAAGCUGCUCGACGGGUUCUUCAAGGGUGGGACGACGAAAGCAAAGACUGGCAGCAGUCGACCGUCCCUGCGCGCGUCGAAGUCGGCGUCCUUGACUCCUGCGCCUGCGCCGGUCGCUUCUCCGCCAGACCCGGAUAUCACGCGAAGCUCUCCGCUGAUUGCUACGCCUGGGAACGAGGUCACAGAGGUCGUGGAAUCAUCGUCGUCUGCGUCGCCGUCUAUCCAUCCCAACGAAGCGGCUUCGUUCAAUCCAUCUCAGCCUCCCGCGUCCGCGCAAACCGCAUCCGCAUCCUCGUCAUCUUCUGGCCCGAAGAUCUCCACUGCGAAGCGGAAAGCAGGCACAUCGGCAGGUCCGUCGAAGAAGCAAAAGGUCGAGAAGGGCGGCAAAGCAGAGAAGGGCGUCGAGGGGCAGACGAAGCUGUCCGCAUUCUUCGCGAAGCCGAAGGCGUCGGGUGUUGCAGAUGCAAAGGGGAAGGCGUCGACUUGUUCCGACACGAAGGGGAAAUCACCCCCGAACGAUCACGUCGACAACGAGGACCCCGACUAUUUGUACGCCCUCGAGCUGUCGCGGCAGUAUGAUGAGUCGGGCCCGCUUUCGAGGAGCGGCUCGUUCUCGGUGGGGAAGACGGCCUCUCAGUCCUCACAGCGCACCUCACCGGCCUCGCCAGGGAAGUCCGCCUCCUCGCCUGGGAACUCGGCGUCCUCGUGGCAGGACCUCCUCGCUGCGCCGCCACCGCCGCGAUGUUACGUGCACGACGAGCCCGCGCGCGAGUUUACGGUGAAUAAGAAGGGGGAGAAUAAGGGGCGGGCGUUCUAUGUUUGCUCAAGGCCUGUUGGACCUGGCUACGACAAGGGGCGUGCUGAGCGACGACGAGAGGAUGUUGAUCCUCAAUACAAGUGCGACUUCUUCAGGUGGAAGAGUGAUGUGAGGAAGGAGUUCAAUAGUAAGCGGGGGAAGGGAUGA